This is a messenger RNA of Prunus dulcis (almond), 3357 nucleotides long. Its product is annotated as vacuolar sorting protein 39. The record is from RefSeq and is a predicted model, not a curated record. Lineage: Eukaryota; Viridiplantae; Streptophyta; Magnoliopsida; Rosales; Rosaceae. The transcript has 12 exons. Bases 96 to 3125 code for a protein of 1009 amino acids. Gene Ontology annotation, cellular component: membrane; cytoplasm. Gene Ontology annotation, biological process: vesicle-mediated transport; endosomal vesicle fusion; autophagy.
AUAAACACAAAGCGACGCCGUAUCCAUCGGUAGAUAUAAACGUCUGCACUUGGCCACGAAGCUCCGAUCAGUAGUUCUAAAGCGUCGACGACAACAUGGUACACAGUGCCUACGAUUCAUUCGAGCUCAUCAGCGACUGCCCUACGAAGAUCGAAGCCAUCGAAUCGUACGGUCCGAAGCUCCUCCUCGGCUGCUCUGAUGGAUCUCUCAAAAUCUACGCUCCGGACUCCUCCAGUUCCGGCCGUUCUCCGCCGUCCGAUUACCACGCGCACAAGCUGCAUCAGGAACCGUACGCACUGGAGAGAAACUUGUCCGGUUUUUCGAAGAAGCCUUUGGUCUCCAUGGAGGUCCUGGAAUCAAGGGAGCUCCUUCUAUCGCUGUCUGAGUCAAUAGCGUUUCAUGGCCUCCCGAACUUGGGCACCAUCGCGGUGAUCACAAAGGCGAAGGGCGCCAAUGUCUACUCCUGGGAUGACCGCAGAGGCUUCUUGUGCUUCGCGAGGCAGAAGCGGGUCUGCAUUUUCAGACAUGACGGAGGACGAGGGUUUGUGGAAGUGAAAGAGUUUGGGGUUCCAGACGUGGUGAAGUCGAUGUCGUGGUGCGGUGAAAAUAUAUGUAUAGGGAUUAGAAGAGAAUACAUGAUACUGAAUUCUACUAAUGGUGCAUUGUCUGAGGUGUUUCCUUCGGGGAGAUUGGCACCGCCAUUGGUGGUCUCUCUUCCUUCUGGGGAGCUUCUUCUUGGAAAGGAUAACAUUGGGGUUUUUGUGGACCAAAAUGGGAAGCUUCUUCAAGAAGGCAGGGUUUGUUGGUCAGAGGCUCCUAAUGUUGUUGUUAUUCAGAAGCCAUAUGCAAUAGCUCUCUUACCGAGAUAUGUUGAGGUUCGAUCACUUCGAGCUCCAUACCCAUUGAUACAGACUGUAGUUCUUCGGAAUGCUCGUCGUAUUCUCCAGAGCAACAAUUCUGUAAUUGUUGCAUUAGAGAAUGCUGUUUAUGGUCUCUUCCCUGUUCCUCUUGGUGCUCAGAUUGUGCAAUUAACAGCAUCUGGCGAUUUUGAGGAAGCGUUGGCAUUGUGCAAGCUGCUUCCGCCAGAAGAAGCAAGUCUUAGAGCUGCAAAGGAGGGGUCAAUUCACAUGAGAUAUGCUCAUCAUCUUUUUGAUAAUGGGGCCUAUGAGGACGCCAUGGAGCAUUUUUUUGCAUCUCAAGUAGAUAUAACCUAUGUACUUUCUUUGUAUCCAUCUAUUGUUCUUCCUAAGACAACUAUGGUUUUGGAGCCAGAGAAGCUGAUGGAUAUUUCUGGGGAUUCCUCAUAUCUCUCAAGAGGUUCAUCUGGUAUAUCAGAUGAUAUGGAACCCUCUACCCCUUUGCAUCUACUGGAAUCUGAAGAGAGUGCAGCAUUAGAGUCCAAGAAAAUGAGCCAUAACACUCUCAUGGCUCUGAUAAAGUUCUUACAGAAAAAAAGAUAUGGCAUAAUUGAAAAGGCUACUGCUGAGGGGACAGAUGAGGUUGUUUUAGAUGCAGUAGGAAACAACUUUGCAUCCUUUGAGUCUAAUAAUAGGUUUAAGAAAUCGAACAAGGGGCGGGGCAGCAUCCCAGUUACCUCUGGUGCUAGGGAGAUGGCUGCGAUACUGGAUACAGCACUACCCCAAGCUCUACUUCUUACUGGACAGGCUUCAGCGGCUUUAGAAUUACUGAAAGGUCCUAACUACUGUGAUGUAAAAAUAUGCGAGGAGAUUCUCCAGAAAAACAAUCACCACGCUGCCUUGUUAGAACUCUACAGGUGCAAUUCAAUGCACCAUGAAGCUCUAAAACUUUUGCAUCAAUUAGUAGAAGACCCAAAAUCUAACCAAGUGCAAACUGAAUUGAUCCAGAAGUUAAAGCCUGAGUCAAUUGUUGAAUAUCUCAAGCCUCUCUGUGGGACUGAUCCCAUGCUUGUCCUGGAGUAUUCAAUGCUUGUUCUGGAAAGUUGUCCAACACAGACAAUUGAGCUCUUUUUGAAUGGAAAUAUUCCAGCAGACCUGGUGAACUCUUAUUUGAAGCAGCAUGCUCCCAACAUGCAGGCCACAUACUUGGAGCUUAUGCUUGCAAUGGAUGAAAAUGGGAUCUCUGGAAAUCUGCAAAAUGAAAUGGUACAUAUCUAUCUAUCAGAAGUUCUUGAUUGGCAUGCUGAUUUAAGUGCUCAGCAGAAAUGGGAUGAGCAAACUUACUCCUCAACGAGAAAAAAAUUAUUGUCUGCUUUAGAGAGUAUUUCAGGAUAUAACCCAGAGGCUUUGUUGAGACGUCUUCCAACAGAUGCUUUAUAUGAAGAGCGUGCAAUUUUGUUGGGAAAAAUGAACCAACAUGAGCUUGCCUUAUCUCUAUAUGUUCAUAAGCUUCAUGUUCCUGAGCUGGCACUGUCCUAUUGUGAUCGAGUGUAUGAGUCAUUGGUUCAUCAGCAAUCUUCAAGAUCUUCUGGCAAUAUAUACCUCACUCUAUUGCAAAUUUAUCUUAAUCCGAGGAGAACAACCAAGAACUUUGAGAAGCGAAUUACAAAUUUAGUAUCACCUCAGAAUAUCGGUACACCAAAGGUUGGUUCUGCAAGUACAGUUAAAAGUAAAGGAGGUCGUGGAAAUAAGAAAAUUGCUGCAAUAGAGGUGGCAGAUGAAAUAAGAGUCGGUCAAAGUAGCACUGACAGUAGCAGGAGUGAUGGAGAUGCAGACGAAUCUAGUGAGGAAGGAGGUUCAACAAUCAUGCUUGAUGAGGUCCUGGAUUUGUUAAGCCGAAAGUGGGACAGAAUAAAUGGAGCUCAGGCCCUCAAACUUUUGCCAAGGGAAACUAAGCUACAGAAUUUGCUUCCAUUUAUGGGACCGCUGUUGAGAAAAUCCAGUGAAGCAUACAGGAACCUUUCAGUGAUCAAGAGUUUGAGACAAAGUGAGAACCUACAGGUUAAGGAUGAACUCUAUGAACAAAGGAAAGGGGUGGUGAAGAUCACCAGUGAUAGCAUGUGCUCCCUUUGCAGGAAGAAAAUAGGAACAAGUGUCUUUGCAGUGUAUCCGAACGGAAAAACAAUAGUACAUUUUGUCUGCUUCAGAGACUCACAAAGCAUGAAAACUGUGGGCAGAGGAUCGCCUUCGCCGCUAAGGAAGCUAUGAAGACGAAGCAAUUCGUGCAUAAAUCCAAGUAUUCUGGGUGCUGCUACUUUUGCUCAAGUGACUGUAGAAAUACUGGUGUGACAUUCGGCCAGAGGCUCAUUGUAAAUUGGUGUGAGAGUGAGGUUGCGGGUUUUCUUUGUUGGUUAUAUAGCUUUUGUUUUGUCAAGAUUGUAAAAUGUAAAAAUUGUCUUGAUUUUAAGUUAUAAAUUAAAAGUGCAUUGAAUUUGUGGUA